Molecule: messenger RNA, 1968 nt
Organism: Histoplasma capsulatum G186AR
Lineage: Eukaryota; Fungi; Ascomycota; Eurotiomycetes; Onygenales; Ajellomycetaceae
Product: ATP-dependent RNA helicase MRH4
Exons: 1
Coding region: 1-1968 (655 amino acids)
Molecular function (GO): ATP binding; nucleic acid binding
Source: RefSeq, a predicted model, not a curated record
AUGUCACCCGUGGCAUCUACAUGUCUACUUUGUGAGAUGAGAACUGUUGUCUGGGGCUGGCAGCCCGCCGUCCCUCAACCAUGGCAUUUUGUCCGCUUCGCUUCGUCCGCCAGGCUGGCCCGGCGCAAACCCGCGCGUAUGGCUCUAUCCCCGAAUGUUGCAAGAUCCUCUGACCGGUUCAAGGAUUCCAAGAAGAAGCCUCCCCCGACGUUCAAGAAUAACCCCUUUGGAGGAAUGAACCAAACUAGAGCUCGGCUACCUGAUCGCCCAAUACCCCGGUCCGAUGCGCAGCUGAAAAGAUCUUCGUCAGAUCUGAAUAAUAAGGAAAAGGAUGCUGCGGACAAGAAACAGGAUGGCUCGCUUUUCAGAGCUCUGAAAAUGCAAAUUGCCCUGUCGCCAAUACCUUACUCGCGUCGCAAUAGAAUUAAGGAAAAAAUCGCUGCUAUUACCAGUUUUGAUCAGUUCCCGCUCCUCCCUCAAGUACGAGAUGCGGUCUACGCGAAUGCGUUCCCAACGCUUACCGAAAUCUCCCCGACUCCUAUCCAACGUGUAGCUAUUCCAGCACUGCUUAGGCCACCCAUCUCCGGGACGGAGAAGAACAAGAGGAAGAAGAAGCAGGAAGAAGAGGAAGAAGAACUGUUCCAUUUCGACCAAUUCCUGCUGGCCGCUGAAACGGGGACUGGCAAAACUCUAGCAUAUCUUCUGCCAAUCAUAAACUGGAUCAAGCAGGCUGAGAUGGUAGAGAAAGACACGGAAUUGAUGGAUAAUGAGGAAACGCAGCAGGGACUAACGGAGAAGAGCAAAGAAAAUCUAUUUGAACUUGAGGCUCCGGAGUUGGCCACACCUGAACAUUCAAACGUCGCACGACCCCGAGCUAUUAUUUUAGUGCCAACAGCAGAGUUGGUAGAACAAGUUGGGAAACUCGCAAAGCAGCUUUCACAUACCGCCAAGUUUCGCUCUGCAACGAUUUCUUCCGUCUAUACUCCUCGCAGAAUUACAAACAGCCUCUUCAACCCCGCCGGAAUUGAUAUCCUCAUUUCUACCCCUCAUCUUCUUACCUCAAUUGCCAAAACCAACCCAUAUAUUCUCAGUCGCGUCGCUCAUCUCGUCAUCGAUGAAGCGGACUCUCUCUUAGAUAAAUCCUUUUCGCCCCUCACAUACUCCAUUAUCGAAAAGACAGCUCCGUCACUGACACAACUGAUCCUUUGCUCCGCCACUAUCCCCCGAAGUCUCGACUCCCUUAUGGAAAAGAAAUUCCCAGAAAUGAAGCGUCUCGUCACACCAAAUCUCCACGCCAUCCCGCGCAGAGUCCAACUUGGCGUCGUGGACGUGGACAAGGACCCAUACCGCGGAAACAAAAAACUCGCUUGCGCGGAUAUAAUCUGGUCCCUAGGCAAAGCAGGGGUAACCCAAGAAGAUGCCCCCGACGACGGCUACCCAGCCUCCCUCUUCCCCGAACCAAAACAUAUCAUUGUCUUCGUCAACGAGCGCGAAACAACAGAGGAUGUAGCUGCAUUCCUCAGCCAGAAGGGCAUCCAUACGGCCGCACUUUCACGAGAUACACCGGACCAGCGCAAGGAUGAGAUUCUCGCUGAAUUUACCCACGUCAAACCACUCCCCAGCCCCCAAGAGGUCAAAGACGCGCAGCGGAACAAGAGGAAUUGGUUCUCUGACUCAGUUCCAUUUGCCAGAGAUGAAAACUCACACCUGGGCCCACAGAGGAAUCUCCGCGAUACCAAGGUACUUGUCACGACGGAUCUUGGCUCUCGCGGUAUUGACACCGUCGCGGUGCGCAAUGUUAUUUUGUUCGAUGUUCCGCACACCACCAUUGACUUCAUCCAUCGACUAGGUCGUACGGGUCGCAUGGGAAGGAGAGGACGUGGAAUUGUUUUGGUUAGCAAGAAGGAUCGGAAGGAUGUUGUGAAGGAGGUGAGGGAGGCCAUGUUUAGAGGGCAGGCGUUGAUAUAG